AUGGGCCCCAUCCAUCUGAAACUUCAGCUGCCUCUGCCAAAGCCUUACACUCCUUUACCCCCCUCUUACCUUCCUGUCUCGCAGCGAGGUGGUCUCCAAAUUCAACAGAUUCUCUCCCAACCACCUCAGUCUGGUACUCGUGAAGGUGACACAAUCCAGUCUCAUAUGCUUCAAACUGAUACUACUCAAGUCGAUUCUGCUCGACCUGACGCCACGCAACUUAGCAACGAUGUUUUUGAUGCCCAGCCAUGUCGUAAGCGAUCUGCCUCAGAGUCAAAUACCAGUCAACCAGAGGUGAAGAAGGCCAAAUUUUCAGAAUUCGAGAUUCAACAAUCAUCCUCUGCAAACCUCGAGUCAACAAGCAACCCACAAGACAAGCCAGAAGCCCAUGAAGCUAGUGUCUAUCAAAAUAACAAAAUCGCGUACGGUCUGUACAUCGAUGCUGGUGUCUCUCCCAAGGAUGUUUUUGACAACGAUAUCAUCAUCACUACUCUUGGAGGCGGCAAGGCUAAGAAUGAAAAUGGCGAUGUCCAGCGCGCCAGAGAUCAUGCCAUUGAGGGUCGAAACGACACUGCUUUCCACAAUUGUCUGGAAAGGUUGCAGACUCUCUUAGUGAUUGUUGGCAAGAAGAAUACAAACUGUCCAGUCAAGCUUCAUUACAACUUCAAUGUUUUGGGUCACGAUCAUAUCACAGCUAUGUGA
Messenger RNA from Cadophora gregata, 702 nucleotides. RefSeq lists its product as uncharacterized. The transcript has 6 exons. The record is from RefSeq and is a predicted model, not a curated record. The coding region runs from base 1 to 702 and encodes 233 amino acids. Lineage: Eukaryota; Fungi; Ascomycota; Leotiomycetes; Helotiales; Ploettnerulaceae.